AUGACAUCUCCCAACAAUCUAUUUGGAAAUGAACUACAAUACCCUAUUAAUCUGUCAGGUAUAUCACCAAUAACCUCAGAUGUUGUCGAGUCAACUUUCCUUGAUCCCUUUCUCUUUCAAAACAUACAACAAGAGGAAUUAAAUGAUUCUUUAAGAGAUUCUAAUUCAAAUUUAAAUUUCUAUCAAUAUCAAAUAGAUCCAAAUUUUUAUUUAUCGAAUAAUAUUCUCCAAGAAUAUUUGGAUAAAACAGUAGAGGAUCCUGCUUGGAAAGAUAUAGAUAAUUUCAAAUUGAUAGAGUAUGUCUAUCAGAAAAUGAAUAUUUCCUCAACAGUCAAGUGGGAAGAGGUUGCAACAGUUCUAGAUAAACCAUCAAAUGAUUGUAUGUUGAGAUACCAAAAGUUGAUGUGUAUCUUUGAAACAUUUCUCAAUCAAAUGGAUGUUCAUCUCUCUGAGAACAAAGAUGACCUCUCAUUUGAAUACGAUUCAUCGGGUCACAAAGGAAAGAAAAGAAUCAGAAGAACUGCAUCUGAAAUUGACCGACCCUACAAGUGUGAUAUGUGUCCUAAGGCUUAUGGAACCGAUGGUGCUUUGAAAAUGCAUGCAAAGAUAAAGCAUCCUGCAGAGAAUAGUAAUAUUAUUUGUAGUAGCGGUAGUAGUAGUAGUAGUAUCAGCAGCAAUAUCAAUAGUAAUAGUAGCAAUAGCAGUGGUAGUUUUACAAAUUAA
Molecule: messenger RNA, 723 nt
Organism: Heterostelium album PN500
Lineage: Eukaryota; Evosea; Eumycetozoa; Acytosteliales; Acytosteliaceae
Exons: 2
Coding region: 1-723 (240 amino acids)
Source: RefSeq, a predicted model, not a curated record